GUACGAAUAAGAACAAGGCAAUGAAAAUCAAAAAAUCAACUGUAAAAGUUUUUGAUCUCGAAUCCUGCUUCUUAAAAAGUGAGACAGUUUAUUGAAUGAUUAUGCAAAGGAUUCUGAUUAUUAUUUUUAUUGAUAUUUCCAUUUUGGCAUUAAUAAAGAAAUGAUUAAGAAUAGAAUUAGAACAAAAGCCCAUCAACAUGGCGAUAUGAUGAAAAAGUACUGAUGCAUAUGUUACUAAAUAAAGCCGCAAUGUAUUUAUCUACGAUUUAAGAAGAUGAAUAGAGAAAGUCCAAAAUUGAUUUUUGAUAUUAAUCAUGUAAUAUAAUUUUAUAGGGAUAGUGUAGAUAAGAAGAAAACUAAGUUAUGGGCACUUAGAAGUAGAUUGUUAUAAUCCUGAAUAUUCAAUUCAAAUUCAU
Messenger RNA from Paramecium sonneborni, 416 nucleotides. Lineage: Eukaryota; Ciliophora; Oligohymenophorea; Peniculida; Parameciidae. The record is from the annotation of a GenBank genome assembly.